Messenger RNA from Paracoccidioides lutzii Pb01, 1407 nucleotides. RefSeq lists its product as hypothetical. The transcript has 2 exons. The coding region runs from base 1 to 1407 and encodes 468 amino acids. The record is from RefSeq and is a predicted model, not a curated record.
AUGUUGCGACGAUAUCUCCCCCAAAUGGCAGAGUUGAAGCGAGUACACUUGGCGGAUGUCAGCCUCUCCCCAGAGCAUGCCAUAGCCCUUGCAGAAAUAUUACCGGAUUGCCGUCGUCUGUGUCAUAUCAAUAUUUUGGAAAACCCGAAAAUUGUUGCUCUAGCUGCGGCAAAAGACGCCACUGCUCAAGAAGAGGCUUGCGCAUUAUAUGCUUCUUUGAUGACAGCGGUCCGCAUUUCACAUACCCUUAUCGCAAUAGACAUUGACGUGCCUACGGCGGAAAACAAGGAAGUUGUCAAGGCCCUAGCAUCCCAAAUCGUUGCCUAUUCGCUUCGGAACCUCGAGCGAGGUGAGCUUGUGGAAGAGCUCUCUGAUGGCGCAACCCCUGAAAAACACACUGUCCCCAUGCCUGAUAUUCUUCUACAUAUCGUUGGAAACGUAGAUGAUGACGGGGUGGAUGAUCCCGUGAAGCCAGCUCCAGAUGAGGACUAUGUUAUUGGUGGUACUGGACUAGUGAAAGCUCUGGGCGUUUGCCUUGGAAAUGCUGAGCACAAUACCUUGGAGGGCAUGGGUGAUACCUCUCCGACUUCCACUGGCAGGUCAACACCGCUACGUCGUUCCAGCAGCGUUGGAGCUAAAAAGCCUCGUGACAUGUCGAGGAAUCUCCUCAAUUCCGCAAGGAAAAUCCGUGUGCGAUUACAACCGGUCCUUGUCAGGGAAGACAGGGCUGGUAAUGAAAUGAAUUAUCGGCGGCUUCAAUUCCUUGACUUCACUCUGCAGAGGAUGAUUCAACGAUUCGAAGAUGAAUACCCAGAUACACGCCUCUCAACUGAACUGGAUCCCACAAAAACCAAUCUUCCACAAUCGAACUCUUCACACGCGUCCACAGCGGACUCCGUUGAGCAGUCUAAACUCGACGACUCCGCUAUCCUGGACGCUCCCGCACCAAGCCAAAGCGCAGAUCCAGACGCAGACGCAGACGCAGACACUGCCGUCGACGACGAGGACACAGACCACUACGCCAUCCGCCUGUCCCGCAGGGGAUCAAACACGUCCCUGCAUUCCAGAGCCCUCACCUCAGAGGAAGGCAGAGUCCACCGCUUUCAACAACAUAUCCGCCGUGACAUCCUCAACACCAACCUCGGAGCAGCUACGACGGAUACCCUGUCUUCAGUUCCCGAUGAAGCGAAGGUUGCGGCCUUGCGUGGAAAGCUCGAACGGCUUCGGAGCAGCGAAAUGCAGACGCGCAUCGAGCUCGUUGGGCCUGAUAAAGCGUUAGAAGAGCUGGGGGCGAAUAUUGAGGAGUUGCUUGCGCUGCGAGAGAGGGAUCCGGAGGCUUUUGAAAGUUUUAAGGCGAGCCAGAUUGCUGCUCAGAUUAAUUCUGGGCUUGGAAGGGAAGGGUUGUGA